Psylliodes chrysocephalus is the source of this 1640-nucleotide messenger RNA. NCBI's taxonomy places the organism in Eukaryota, Metazoa, Arthropoda, Insecta, Coleoptera, Chrysomelidae. The record is from the annotation of a GenBank genome assembly.
GGAUGAUAAGAAAUUCAGUACAAAAUAAAGUAAUUUCAUGUUCUUUUACAUUAAUCACUUUAAUGUGUCUAUUAUUGGCAGAGUUAAUAGUAGUAACAGGUACCUACCUAAAUUUAGGUACCUUCUGGAUUAUAACUUCCUGGAAUAUUCUUAAUAAAAUUAUCUUAAUUGUUAUUUGAGAAGGGUUUAAUUUACAUUUAUUUCGCAAAUAUUCAACAACAAGUUAAAUUUGUAACAGAUAUCUGCAAUAACAGUUUUAUUUAAAGUUUAAGACUUCUGGUGGUAGUGUACGAGAAAAUGUCUUUUGGAAAAGCGAAAAGGUUUAACUAUAAAUGUCCAGAUCUACAGGUAUCUCCGGCAGACUACUACAUUUGUUCUUCAUUUGAAAAAUCAUGUACCAUUUCAAAAAGCCCGCGGUUUCCAUUAAAGCAAGAUGGUCAAUUUGCAGUAUUUUGUUCACGCAAGAAUUGCAGGUGUAGCGAAUUUAAAGAAAGACAUGAAAAUUUCUCUAGAUAUUCUGGCUCUAGUAAUAGAAGUUACGGAAGUGGUCCAAGCCAAGCUUCCACUCCUUAUAGAAGCACAAGAAACUUAAAUUCCACAGACCUCGACAAGAUGAAAGAAAAAAUAAUGCUAUUAAACAAGGAAGACAUCCAACGUUUUCCUUUUGGAAGCCCUGGAAAAAGUUCAGCAGAUUCCGAAAAUACAGUCAAAAAUCUUGUUCACAAAUACGAAAAUCUUCCGAAAUAUUUUAAUAUUUGGACCAGUGAAGAGUUUAUAGACGACGACUAUCAUAGUUAUACAAGUUCCGAUGAGCUUGACCACUUCCAAAAAAUGGAGUUCUUUAACAAUAAAGAAAUAAAAAGGCAUGUUGACGAUAGAGAAAAGUUUGAAUACAUAAUUAUCGAGAAGAUGGAUAAAAUUGGAAAAAUAAUUGAGAAUUUUCAAGAAAAUCUUUCAGGAUUGAAAGAAAAAGUUGACCGUAAUGAACUUAUUAACAGAGAACACAGAUGCAGCAAAUACACAAACUCUGUAUCCGACUUUCGACAAGAUACAUCUGUUGACAUCAAAGAUAUUAUUUUUAAAGCUAUCGAAAAUCUACGAAAAGAAUUCGAAUCCAAACAACAUUCAAUUCUGUCAGACACUAUCGAAAAACUCAAAGAUCUAGCUAAAGAUAUUCACACAGCUAAACAAAGCUCCGCUAAAAAAACCAAACAUAUAUGCGAGAAAACCGCUUCGGUCCUAUACAAUGAUAUUAUGGAUUAUAUUGAUAAAAAUGAUACUCUGGAAUUUGAAACAUCCCAAAAUUACGAUAAAGUGAUGGCCGAUGAGAGUUUUGACCAUCCAGACUUUAAUUAUGAGAAUAUUUGCCAAAUUUUGUCGGAUCAUCUUCAAGUAAGCCAGAGGGAAUUGGACGAUUUAAAGAAAGAGAAGAUGGAUGUUACUAUAAAAUUUGUGGAUACUGAAGAAAAGCUCAAGACUCAAACCUCAGUUAUUGACAAGCUUCAUGAAGAAAUCAUAGAACUAAAGAAAACCUGCUGAUUCAAAUUAAUGCCUAUAAAUUAUAUUUUUAACUGAAUGUAAUGCACUGCCUAUCUCGUUUUUUUUAUUAAUAAGAAUAUAAUAAAUAAAUGCUAAUACAU